GGUUGGGGGUGGUUACACCACAGACAUGGGCAUGACUUUGAGAAGUCUUAAAGGUAAAGUGUUUAAAAAUAAGAGUCAGCCCCGGGGUACUUGGAAAUUUGUUCUAAAUCAAGGAACAGCUAGCUGGAAUUAGCAAGCAAGGCUUCCUCUGUGACGGGCCCCCGCAGCCCAGAGCUGGGCUAGCUGCUCCCCGAAAGAAAACACCCCAGGGCUUUCCCGGCUCUACCCCUGACCCCAUUCUUCAACUUCUCCUUCCUUCUCUAGCGACUUUCUUCCUUCUGCCAAGGCCGAAGUCAGGAAUAGCCUUUCUAAAUCUCCAGAAUUUUGUUGGGUGAUUAGUUCAAGGUCAAGCUUGACUAUAACACAGGGAAGCAAACAGAUAAAGGAACCUGAGAGACUCCAGAGAGGAGCAGAGGUGCAGCCUGGGGUCGGCCCCAGAUCUUAAAGGCAGGGUUGGUGCCCCGAGCCACUCCACUCCGUGGGCCUGAUAGCAAAGGACAGCAGUGCUCCAUGUGCUCCGCGGGGAGGGGGAGUGAAAGUGAAGUGGUGUAGACCCCUGUUGUCCGGGCCACGUCACCAGGAGCAGUCUUUUGGGAAGGUCAGUCCUUGGCAUACGGCUCCCAUUGGGAAGGGGGCAGUUCCCCCUGGAAAUGGAGAUGUUCUCAGGCCUUACGGUCGCAGUUCUCCCUCUUUGCCUGUGGUUCCCUUUUCUUCUUCAAAAAGCCCUUUUUGUUUUCCAUCAGAGAGGAGCAUCAGAUAAUUUUUAAUGGAAAUUGAGUGGAUAAUAAAAGCUCAAAUAUUGAUUUAGGUGGAAAAAAUAGCCUACUCCAUUUCAAAGCGCUUUUCCUGGGUGCUCAGAGCUCCAUCUUCUUGCCACUGUGGGUCUCAAGGAGUCCCUUCCUCCUGAUUUAUUUGCAGCCUUCAGCUUUUGGCUCUGCCCCACAAGAGCCUAGCUGGACCCAGCUGUGUUCCUACCAGAACAGGAGGCGAAGGGAGCCCAUGAACGGCCCACUGGCGCCACCUACUGGACAAAGUUCUUAAUCCGUUCUUGACCGAGGACGGCUCACUGUCACCUUGUUACCCACUACCUUGCUUCCUUUAUGGACAAUUCUCCUACUCAGUGGUAUACUGAAUGAGUGCUUAUACUUGUUGUUUCUACAACAGCUGUACUGUUUUGCACUAUGACUUAAUAUCUUACAAUUCGCCCAUUUAAAUGGUGCCGUUACGUGGCUUUAGUAUAUUGACUUGUGCAGUCAUUGUCACAAUCCCAGAACCUGUCUGUCAUCACCCCAACAGAACCCUGCCCGUGAGCAGUCACUUCCCAUCUCCCCUCAUCCCCCCAGCCCUAGGCAACCAGCAACGUGCUUUCUGUCUCAGGAUUUGCCUAUUCUGGACAAUCUGUAGCGUUUUGUGUCUGGUUUCACCUAGCAAGGUGUUAAAGGCUCGUUCCUGUAGUAGCGGGUAUCAGUACUCCAUUUGUUUUUAGGGCUGAGCAACAUAUCUUGUCUGUAUCACCCAUCGAUGGCCAUUGGGAUUAUCUCCACCUUUCGGCUGUUACGAAUAAUGUUGCUAUAAAUGGUCAUGUACGGGUUUUUGUGUGGACAUGUAUUUUCAUCUCUCCUGAGUGUAUACCUAGGAGUGCAAUUGCUGGGUCAUAUGGCAACUGUUUAAUCCUCUGAGGGCCUGCCAGACUGCUUUCCCCAGCAGCUGCCUCAUUUACACCCCCACCGGCAGCACAUGGAGGGUCUGGUUUCUUCACAUUCUCCCCAACGCUUGUCAUCAUCUGACUUCUUGGGUUUAACCAUCCUUGUGGGUGUGAAUUGUGUUGCUACGGUUUGAUUUGAUUUUCAUUUCCCCGAUGGCUAAUGAUGAUGAGCAUCUUUUCAUGUGCUUGUUGGCCAUUUGUGUAUUUUCUUUGGAGAAAUGUUUAUUCAGAUUCUUUGCCCAUUUGUAAACCGGGUUAAUUUGUAUUUUAUUACUGAGUUGUAGUUUCUUAUAUUGUAGACACAAGUCCUCACCUUGGCUGUGCUGGUGCCUGGAACCGUAAGCUGAGGCUCUAUUGUAAAAAUGUACAAAAGUCCAGAAGGAAGAGCUGGUUUGGACGAAGGUGACCUCUCUCCUGGCUUACCUGCUGCUGCUCGAGGGAGGCAUGUUCUCUCCGUCCCCACCACCCUCCGGGCUGUUGGAGAGGGUCUUCCAGUUCAUUGAUCUCCACCAGAAUGAGUUUGUACAGAUACUUAAGGAGUGGGUGGCCGUAGAGAGUGACUCCGUUCAGCCCGUGCCCCACCUCAGGCAAGAGCUCUUUCGAAUGAUGGCCCUGGCUGCAGACAAGCUUCGGUGCCUGGGUGCCAGCGUGGACUCCGUGGACACGGGCUUUCAGCAGCUGCCUAAUGGUCAGACUCUCCCGAUACCUCCCAUCAUCCUGGCCGAACUGGGAAAUGACCCAAAAAAGCCCACCGUGUGCUUCUAUGGCCACUUGGACGUGCAGCCUGCUAGACAGGAAGAUGGGUGGCUCACAGACCCUUACACGCUGACGGAAGUGGAUGGAAAACUUUAUGGUCGUGGAGCAACAGACAACAAGGGCCCCGUUUUAGCGUGGAUUAAUGCUGUGAGCACCUUCAGAGCCCUGGAAGAAGAUCUCCCCGUGAAUAUCAAAUUCAUCAUCGAAGGCAUGGAAGAAGCCGGUUCUGUUGCCCUGGAGGAGCUGGUCAGAAAAGAAAAGGACCGGUUCUUUUCCAGUGUAGACUACGUCGUGAUUUCAGAUAACCUGUGGAUCAACCAGGGGAAGCCGGCCCUCACCUACGGCACGAGAGGGAACAGCUACUUCAGGGUGGAGGUGAAAUGCCGAGAUCAAGAUUUUCAUUCAGGAACCUUUGGUGGCAUCCUCCAUGAGCCAAUGGCUGAUUUGGUUGCACUUCUUGGCAGCCUGGUGGACUCAUCUGGUCAUAUUCUGAUCCCUGGAAUCUAUGACCAAGUGGCUCCUCUUACGGAAGAAGAGAGAAAAAUGUACAAAGCCAUUGAUUUGGACCUGGAGGAAUACCGGCAUAGCAGCCACGUUAAGAAAUUUCUGUUUGACACCAAGGAGGAAAUUCUAAUGCACCUAUGGAGGUACCCAUCGCUGUCAAUCCACGGGAUCGAGGGUGCAUUUGAUGAGCCUGGAGCUAAAACCGUCAUCCCUGGCCGAGUUAUCGGAAAAUUUUCAAUCCGUCUGGUCCCUCACAUGAAUACGUCUGUGGUGGAAAAACAGGUGAAGCAGCAUCUUGAACAUAUAUUCUCCAAAAGAAAUAGUUCCAACCAGAUGACUGUUUCUAUGACACUGGGACUACAGCCGUGGAUGGCAAAUAUUAAAGAUAAUCAGUAUCUUGCGGCCAAAAGAGCCAUCAAAACAGUAUUUGGAACAGAGCCAGACAUGACCCGGGAUGGCUCAACCAUACCGAUUGCCAGAAUAUUCCAGGAUAUCAUCCAAAAGAGUGUGAUGAUGCUCCCGCUGGGUGCUGUUGAUGAUGGGGAACACUCUCAGAAUGAGAAAAUCAACAGGUGGAACUACAUAGAAGGAUCCAAGUUAUUUGCUGCCUUUUUCCUAGAGAUGGCUAAGCUUCAUUUGUAAUGACAGGAACCUUCCAGCUUAGAGCUGACCUACUGACAGAUACCCUCUCCUGCAGCCCUGCAUAGGGGUAGAAUCUAAAUAUCCAGAGAAUUUCCAUCCAGGAAAUAAUGUCUUCCCUCCCAUUUAAAAUAUCUUCCGACAUUUGGGCCAGUAAGAAAACAUUUUAAAGGCACAGAUAUUGGAAAUGGAGUACCAUCCCAGUGGCACGCCUUUCUGAAGGCACAGCUGCCUGCAACACCUCCCUAAGGCCAGCUGUAGGAGCCCCGGGAGGAGGCUCACGCUUUCCUUGGAGCACAAGGACUGUUCUUCCACCAGACUCUCCCUGGCACUUGGAUGGGCCUGAUCACUCCAGUGUGCUCUUAGGUUCUGGCGGUGCUCACGACAUACUCAUUCCGCGUGUCUAUCACCCUUUCCUUUACCACACAUUCCUUUUGUUAGUAAAACUGUCGGUCCCACCGCUGGCGACCAGGACUUCCCUGUGGGUUCAUUUGUAGAGGAGUAACUAAAGUGUGAUGCCCUCUUAACCUUUUGCUUCUCCUUCGUUUAUUUUGCCUUGCUUCUUGGAAAGUUCUGAAACAGGAAUGGUCAGUAGUUGUAACCUUAAGCCAUUUGGGAUUCCCUUUGUGAAGAUGAGUACUUUUUCUAUUUCAAGGCUCUUUACCUCUUCUAGGAUUCAUGCCAACCAACCACCUCUCCUGCACCCUCUUCUUUCUUCCUACCCCAUCCCCCCAGACAUCCGUGCACACGUAAAGUCACCACAGGAGAAUCAAUCCCGAUAGAAUUUCCCUCCCCCCACUGGAAUUUUACUCAGUGACUACAUCUAAAUUGCUCAAAGCUUUUAAUAGCAUCGGUUUUAGAUAGAGAAUGAAUCUAAUCAGCCCUGACAUCAGUAACACAUUCUAAAUUUAAAGCCAUCAGCUAAUGCUGCAUUUAGUAAUCAUUUUAGUUAACCGUCUUGUUUGCCUUGAUUGCAUUUGAUGGUGUAAACAAACAAACAAAAAGAAUGUAAUUUUUCUACAGUUGAGUGUAUAUAAACAAAUCAAUUCAAUCUUUAUAAAUUCAUUACUUAAAUGACAUUAAUGGAGAAGAAUUUAAGAGUUUAUUAAGAAUGUUUCUCCUAGGAUUCCAAAUAAAAUCACAGCAUAAUACAUUUAA
Messenger RNA from Felis catus (domestic cat), 4762 nucleotides. RefSeq names its product carnosine dipeptidase 1 (gene CNDP1). Lineage: Eukaryota; Metazoa; Chordata; Mammalia; Carnivora; Felidae. Gene Ontology annotation, biological process: proteolysis. Gene Ontology annotation, cellular component: cytosol. The record is from RefSeq and is a predicted model, not a curated record. Bases 2150 to 3607 code for a protein of 485 amino acids. Gene Ontology annotation, molecular function: metallodipeptidase activity. The transcript is spliced from 12 exons.